AGUGCGCGCGCGAGGUCCUGGCCGCGCUACUGUGCUGCUCUGAUCCCCGGGCGAGAGGAGGUGCAGGUGUCCCAGUGAGACAGGACGUCGUGCCAGGCGCUAGCAAGGACCCUUUGGCAUGGCCUGGUUCUCCGCAGAGCGCGCACUCCCAGACUCCGAAGACGAGACCUUGUUCGCUGUCCACGAAGAGACGUCGUUGCUGCCCGAGAAGAAACAUGAAGAGGCCACCCUGGACACAGAAGCUGGCGAAGAGAAACUCAAGUAUCCGAGGUCGGUGUUCUUCAUCAUCAGCAAUGAGUUCUGCGAGCGGUUCUCCUACUAUGGAAUGCGAACCAUCCUGGUCAUCUACCUCACCAAGAUCCUCAGCUACUCGGACAACGAGGCCACCGUGCUGUACCACACCUUCACCAUGUUCUGCUACUUCUUCCCGCUGCUGGGCGCCGUCGUGGCAGACAGCUGGCUGGGCAAGUUCAGGACAAUUUUCUACUUGUCGAUCGUGUAUGCCAUCGGAAACAUUGUGGUCUCGUUUGCUUCAGCCACAGGAGCUAUCGACAUACCUGCCAGGGAGCUGACCAUCCUGGGCCUGCUGCUGAUCGCGCUGGGCACCGGAGGCAUCAAGCCCUGCGUGUCGGCCUUCGGCGGCGACCAGUUCCUGCUGCCGCAGCAGGAGCGCCAGCUGCAGACCUUCUUCUCGCUCUUCUACUUCUCCAUCAACUCGGGCAGCCUCAUCUCCACCUUCCUCACGCCCAUCCUGAGGCAGGACGUCAAGUGCCUGGACCAGGACAGCUGCUACCCGCUGGCCUUCGGCGUGCCGGCGCUGCUCAUGGUGGUGUCGCUCGUGAUUUUUGUGGUUGGGAAACCAUUCUACACCAUCAAGAAACCUCAAGGGAAUAUUAUCGUUGAUGUCAGCAAAUGCAUUUGCCACGCCGUGGCCGUGAAGGUCAAGGGCAAAGGACAGAAGCGCGACCACUGGCUGGACCACGCCGACGACAGGUACCCGCAGAAGCUGAUAGAGGACAUCAAGGCCACGCUGAGGGUGCUGCUGCUGUUCGUCCCGCUGCCCUUCUUCUGGGCCUUGUUCGACCAGCAGGGCUCCCGCUGGACCAUCCAGGCGACGCAGAUGAACGGGGCGCUGGGCGGCUGGGCCAUCAAGCCAGACCAGAUGCAGGUGCUCAACCCGCUGCUGGUGCUGGCGCUCAUCCCGCUGUUCGAGACCGCCAUCUACCCGCUGUUCGCCAGGUGCCGCCUGCUGCACCGGCCGCUGCAGAGGAUGGUGGUCGGCGGAGUGCUGGCCGCCGUGGCGUUCGCCAUCUCGGCCGUCGUGGAGCUGCAGCUGGAGUCCACGUACGCCGUGACGCCGGGGCAAGGGCAGGCCCAGGUGAGGAUCCACAACGGCCUCUCCUGCGGGGCGGACAUCUCGUCGGCCGUCCCUGAGCUGAACUUCGCGCUGGGGUCCCUGGAGAUGAGGCAGGUGGACCUGUCCGUGUCCGGCGCACACGAGUACACCGUGCGGCUGCAGAACAACAGCUGCGGUCUGGUCUGGGGCAACUUCAACCUGACCGCCGUGGAGAGGCAGGCCAAAUCGUACUUCGUCGCUCUGCACGAUACCAACAAUGCAGUUCUGUACCACGUGAACGGAUUCGACGAACUUGACAAAACCGAGUCUGGAAACCCGAAACUUAGGGUGCUGUACAGUUUUCCAGGCGCCACAGCAAAUAAGAGCCUAUCCUUGAAGACUGACAAUGAAGUAAAAAUGACAAUUGAACUGAUAGAGUCGGAUUAUAGUUCCGACUACACAACGGUAGAUGCAGCUGAAUAUUCUGUUGAGAUAGAUGGAGUCGACGUAGGCCUACAGAAAAUCAAUCUUCAGUGGGGAGGUGUCUAUACGUACUUAAUACGUGGAAACGAUUCUGAUCCAUAUACGGGGCAGCUGUUCACCAUCACCAACCCCAACACGGUGCACAUGCUGUGGCUGGUGCCGCAGUACGUGAUCAUGUCCAUGGGGGAGGUCAUGUUCUCCAUCACGGGGCUGGAAUUCGCCUUCACGCAGGCUCCCGUCAGCAUGAAGUCCGUGCUGCAGUCGGGGUGGCUGCUGACCGUGGCGAUAGGAAACCUCAUCGUCAUCAUCAUCGCAGAGGCCAAGUUCUUCAGCAGACAGAUGUUCGAGUUCGUGCUUUUCGCCUGCCUGAUGGCCGUCGACAUGGCGAUAUUCGCCCUCAUGUGCAUGCGCUACAAGUACGUGGUCCAGCGAGACGACGAGAGCUGCAGCGAGGACGCAGCCUCCGUCGAGCUCCCCAUGGGGACGAAACCUCCCCGGCAGAACGGCAUCGACAACAAGACGUUCAAAGACGACGACGAGAGAUGAACGCGCGUCCCUGAAAGAAGAACGUAACCCCAGCAUUGUUUUUUUUUUUCAUUUCCUAUCGUGUUUUGUUCUGUGAUAUAGUUUUAGCGUCGAUGUUCGGCUAUUGUCCUUUUGUAAAUUUUUAUACGAGCGUGACUAUACAUAGUUGUAUAUACAGUGGAAGUCCUAUAUUUAAUUGUUUUCUUAAGGCGGCAAUUCAUGACCCCCCCCCCCCCCCUCCCACACAAGGGUGUGGCUGGGUGGACCCAUGGACCCAGCCCUGUUUAUUUUUAAAUGUUUAACGAUCAUAAUUUUUUUUUACAAACUGGAAAAAACAUAUUGAAUAUUCCAUAAAUAAAGCUUAGUUUGUACUUAUAAAAUAGUAACCAUAAUAUAUAUAUACCCUGUAUUUGCAGGUUAAAUAACAUUCUAAAAAUAGUGUAGGUAAGAAAUAACCAUGCAAUUAUAAUGUAGCACGUGACUGGAAAAUUGUAAGGGGGGGGGGGGGGGUGGUUUGUCUCCGAUCCUAGGUCCAGGGCUCGUAAUUGAACGUGGGGGCCAUGGGCGGCAUGUUCGCUUUGAUCUAAAUAUAUAUGUACAUAUAUAUAUUUUUACACUGUGAUGUACUUAUUUUUUUAUAAUAACUAAUACAUUUUAACAAGUACCUUAUUUAAUUUUACGUCAUCAUUCAACGUUUUCAACAUUCCAACUGUAGCUUUUCAAGUAAAAUGUUAUAAUUCACAUUAUUUAAUUUCAGAUAAACAAUAUUUUUUAACACUGAUUUUACUAGUUCCUUGAUGUUGACUGUUCGCAAAAAAAAUGUAUGUUAAAAAUUAGCUUAGCUGUAUAUAUAUUUUAAAGGAAUACAAUAAAGUUUAUUUUUAAGUUAA
Bacillus rossius redtenbacheri is the source of this 3234-nucleotide messenger RNA. RefSeq names its product peptide transporter family 1. Gene Ontology annotation, biological process: dipeptide import across plasma membrane. Lineage: Eukaryota; Metazoa; Arthropoda; Insecta; Phasmatodea; Bacillidae. Gene Ontology annotation, molecular function: dipeptide transmembrane transporter activity. Gene Ontology annotation, cellular component: plasma membrane. The coding region runs from base 119 to 2365 and encodes 748 amino acids. The transcript is spliced from 17 exons. The record is from RefSeq and is a predicted model, not a curated record.